AUGCAGAACACCUCGCAGAACAUGGGCGACAACCAACGCAACGGCCAUACAUCGCAAGGAGGCCAGGGUGGCCAGGGCACAGGGAACCCCCCUGCGUCCUCCCCAACCUCGCCCAAUGCGGAUGGACAGGCUGGCCAGAAUCCCGAGCUCCAGGCGGUCAACGAGCUGCUGUCGACGAUGAAACUCACGCUCACGACGCUCGGGAGCACGUUCGACUCGCUCGGUAAGCAGACCGUGAGCGUCGCGUCCUUGUGCCCUCGGAUCGAAGCUGCGCGAGAGAUCCACCAGACCGGCGAGCAGCUCAAGGAGAGACAGAAGAAGCAAGACGAUCGCAUGAAGGAGCUCCAGGAGGCCCUCGCCGCGAACGUGAAGGAGCAGCGCGAGAAGUGGCUGAACGCCAGAGUGAACGGCAUCGUGGCGGAGAUCGUGCGCAAGGAGCUCAACGUCCAGAUCCCGAACGAGCUCAAAAACGAGGUCAACGAGUACAAGCGGCGCAUCCUCCAGGUCAAGAUCCAGCUGCACAAUUCUGACGCUAAGAGAAGGAACUCGUUGCUGCACUCACCCUCGCACGCCGGCGACGAGCAGCUCCACUACCUCCUACCGCCGCUCGCCGCAGGAGUGCUCGAGCUUCCCAAGUGCCCCGCUUUCUUCCCUUCGCGUUUCAACGGCCUCUUCAAGCUCACCACCAAGAGCUCCUCUCGCUCCUACAAGCCGAGCCCGCUCUCGCCGGGCGGGGCCGUACGCGAGGAGAACCUGAACCGGUUCAUGGAGUUCAUCGGGAUCGGAUUGCUCGCAUUGUCUACGUCCGCAGAAAGCGGUGAGACCUUUCUAAAGAGCCCCGUAGUGACCAGGCGCCCCGGGUGGCCGUUCUAA
Messenger RNA from Fomitopsis serialis, 873 nucleotides. RefSeq lists its product as uncharacterized. The record is from RefSeq and is a predicted model, not a curated record. Lineage: Eukaryota; Fungi; Basidiomycota; Agaricomycetes; Polyporales; Fomitopsidaceae. The transcript has 6 exons. The coding region runs from base 1 to 873 and encodes 290 amino acids.